CGUUUUUUCCCUCAUGAAAAUUGCCCUAUGUGUGGAAUUCAGCAUGCUGGCUAUCCGUAAAAGACGUAGAAGACCUCAGCAGGAUGCUGAAGAUAACAUCAUAUUUGAAACUGAAAAGCCUGGUCUUCAAGAGCAGUACAUCAGCAAAUAUAAAGGCCGUGGCGUUUUCACCACUGAAUCUUUCUGCAGAGGAGACUUUGUUCUUGAAUACAGAGGUGAACUUCUGAGUUCAAAGGAGAGUCUUGAACGAACUAAAAACUACACUGAAACUGAGAGCACAUUCUUGUUUGAUUUUCAGUGGCAUGGAAAAUAUUGGUGUAUGGAUGCAUCCAAGGAAGACAAGUCCCUGGGAAGACUUGUCAACGAUGAGCACAAAAAUCCAACUUGCAAAAUGAGAACUGUUGAAGUGAAGAAAAAGCCUCAUCUUUGUCUAUUUGCUGUACGAGACAUUUUACCAGGUGAAGAAAUCACUUACAACUAUGGCGACUCGGACUGGCCGUGGAGAGCCAAGUCUUUAAAUGAACCGUCAACAGAAUCCAGUGAUGUAAAAUCAGUCAGCAGUUUGGGCCCACAGAAAUCGCAGCGGUUUCAAUCAAGAAUGUCAAAGUUGCGACAACAUCAUGAAGAUUGUUAUAAUCGCUUUAAAAGAGCAGAGACUGAGAGGAAUGAGAGUGAAAAGAAACAUCUCAAGCUAUUGCAUGAUCAGGUCACUAAACAGCUGUCACAAAAGAUUGCUCGCCUUUCAUUUAGUCCAUAUGAUAUUACUUCUGAUUAUGUUUUCCAGCUGUCCCCGUCACCCACUGAAGUAUGCACAUCUGAUACACCAUCACAUUCACCACUUAAUGUGCCGCAAUCCUCAUCACCUUUGCCCUGUGCUGCAUCCACCGCAGGGAAUGGCUUAUCACAGGAACCUGAGCCUGUCUCAUUAAGGGAGUACUCAUGGAAAGCCCUCAGUGAUUCAGAUGUUACAGACUACAGCGAUGUUGACUAUGUACCCAAGAGCAGCUCAGACGAAUCAGAUGAUAGUGCUUCUGGAUAUAGCAUGGUUGAAAGUAGCUUAGAUGAAGCUAAUGAAAAGACUUCUGGAAAAGGUAUGGUCAAAAGUUCUCUGAAAAAUCCAACUUCACCUUUUUCACAAAGCUAUAAAGAUACAAGCAGUUCAUCAGACACAGGCGUGACAACACCAUCACCAAAUGCUAAAGUGCAAUGCAAAACCAAAGAGACAGACCCCUCUUCUGAAGAUAGGUCUUUUAUUCAAUCAAUGCCAUCACCUGUGCAGGAUCGCAAGUCAUAUAAGAAGCAGUAUUGUCUUUAUUGCUCUAAGCCUUUUUCAAAAAUGGCAAGACACCUUGAAUCUGUCCAUCGCAAUGAAGUGGACGUUGCAAAGGCAGUUGCGUUUCCAAAACAUUCUAAAGAGAGGCGAAUCCAGUUAAACCUCCUUAGAAAAAGGGGCAACUUUGCCCACAACACAGAUGUGGCAAGAAAUGGACAUGGAGAGAUGGUUGCCUGCUACCGUCCAAAAGAGAGCAAAAAAGCCAAGGAUUUCAUUCACUGUGUUUACUGCCAAGGGCUUUACAACAAGCGUAGCCUUUGGAAACAUUUAAAGAACUGUCCUCUGAAACCUAAAGAUGAUGAAUCCAAGGGCAGGAAAAGAGUCCGAUCACUCUGCGCUCUGAAAACUCCAGUUGGUUUAGAAGUGAGCAAAGGUUUAAAGAAUAUACUUUCCAUUAUGAACUAUGAUGAAGUUUCCCGUGUUGUUCACUCUGACUGCUGCAUCAUGCAACUGGGGGAGCACAUGUUUAAUAGGAUGGGAUCUGAUGUUAAUAAACAUGACUACAUCAGACAGAAGAUGAGAGAAGUUGGCAGACUUCUUCUUGAAGCAAGGAAGAUUACUCGGCUAAGAUCUAUGGUGGACUUCAUCAUUCCAGCAAAUUUCAAACAAGUCAUUUCAGCUGUUAAAGUUGUAUCUGGCUAUGAUGAAGAGAAAAACUGCUACCGCAUUCCCUCUCUAGCUCUCAAACUUGGUCAUUCUUUAAACAAGAUCUGUAGUAUUGUUGAGAGCAAUGCCAUGAUGUACGGAGACCAUCAACGUGCUGAGUGUGCUCGAGACUUCAGAAAAAUACACCAGGCAAGAUGGAACGAAUACAUUUCUGCUGGUGCUUUAACUACUUUAAAAGAAGCCAAGUGGAACACGCCUCAGAUCAUUCCUUUCACUCAAGAUGUCAAAGUUCUGCAUGCACAUCUGGAAAAGAAACACAAACAGUUCCUAAGCAAGCUCAGAAACUGCCCAUCGGCAAAAAGCUAUUCAGCUCUUGCUAAGGUCACAUUGACGCAAGUCAUCCUGUUCAACAGAAGAAGAGAAGGUGAGGUAUCACGAAUGCUUUUGGCAGCUUUUAAAAGCAGGGAUUCUUCUGAGCUACAUGAAGACCUAGCGAUCUGUCUUUCGGAGUUCGAGAGAAAGUUGUGUCUGCACUUCACCCGAGUUGAGAUCCGUGGUAAACGAGGGAGAAAGGUUCCUGUGCUUCUCAAGCCUUCAAUGGUUUCUGCCAUGGAGCUGCUUGUUGAAACACGUGAGGUUUGUGAAGUCCCAGCUGAGAAUCCUUUUCUGUUUGCCAGAUCAGGAGCAAUGCCUGCAUACCGAGGAGGAGAGUGCAUUUACAGAGCUGCUCAGGAAUGUGGCAUAAAGAAUCCAGAAGCACUGUCAUCAACUAAGCUGAGGAAACACAUAGCAACCAUGUCAAAAAUCUUGAACCUUGAUGAGAACGAAGCAGAUCAAUUGGCUGAUUUCCUCGGUCAUGAUAUCAGAAUCCACAGACAAUAUUACCGCUUACCGGAGGGACGCUGCAGCUGGCAAAGAUGA
Messenger RNA from Xyrauchen texanus (razorback sucker), 2860 nucleotides. RefSeq lists its product as uncharacterized. The record is from RefSeq and is a predicted model, not a curated record. Gene Ontology annotation, molecular function: protein binding. NCBI's taxonomy places the organism in Eukaryota, Metazoa, Chordata, Actinopteri, Cypriniformes, Catostomidae. Bases 14 to 2860 code for a protein of 948 amino acids. The transcript is spliced from 7 exons.